Messenger RNA from Symbiodinium necroappetens, 436 nucleotides. NCBI's taxonomy places the organism in Eukaryota, Dinophyceae, Suessiales, Symbiodiniaceae. The record is from the annotation of a GenBank genome assembly.
GUGCGAGAACUCCUCGCACUGGCGCUGCGCUCUGGCUCUCGGUCCUGGGACCCAGGAAGGUUUGGGUGCCCUCCUGGCAGCGUGCGAGAAAGCAUAUGAGUGGCGGCGAGCCUUGUCCGUCCUCACUGUACACCACUUGGAGCGCUUGGCAACGGAUAUCAUCAGCUGUGACUCGAUGCUGAUGGCUUGCAGACCCGGGUGGCACUGGCAGGUUGCAUUGGUUCUUCUGGGGUCCAUGGCUUCGGAUUCCAUGCAUCCCACGGCACUGAGUUACGACGCAGCGCUUCCUGCGUUUCAUGCUGGUGGUGGUGGGACGUACAUCCCAUCGCUUCUUGCGGCGUUGCCAGCCGUUGCUGACAGCCUUCACAGAAAAGUCGUGUGCGGCAGCAUGCUGGGGCAGACAUCUAGCCCGCCUGCCCGUUUGACGAUUCUGUGA